CAUUCAUCAGAUUCACAGGAUUCGCCCACCAUGUCUGCCACGUCCACUGCACAAGCCCCCAGUGAUGGCCUCGGCUUCAUCGUGGGGCUCCAGAAGGACAUUGCCCAGCACCUACCUGGCCUCGUUGGCGACUUUGAACAAAGAUGGGACGCAGCCCACGCCGAACUGUCUGCCUUAGGCGGCUCGCCGUUCUCGACACUGUCCGCCGCUUGCGACCGCUCCGACACCUUCCUUCACAUCAAGAAGAUGGGUCCCAAGGUUGUCCCACUUGUGGUUGAAAGGCUUGUUAGAGAGAACACCGCUGCGAAUGACUGGGCCGUGCUUCUCUAUGAUGCUCUUGAGUCCGAUGACCAGUACUGUCCUUCUGUCAUGGAGCAACAGGCUGACUUGGCGCUUUGUCGGGUGUGCAUCGUCGAAUUGAACUGCCAGCGCAACGAACUGCUGGCGAGCCGCCUAGCAGCGCUCACAGAAUUAAUGGAAUCCACUACGCUGUGGAACAACCUCUCCAGAAUCAAGUAUUAAGAAGAGUUCCUCGACUUCUGUGACCUGGGCGAGAGCGUCAUGACACCAGUCAUGCUUGCCUACCUUCGACUGCCAUACGCACCCUGGUUCUACCUCCCUCACCAGCUCGCACACAAGGAAGAGUUGAACGCACACAUGUUCCAACCCCCGGUGUUCCUUGAGAAAUGGGAGGAAUUCUUCAACAAAGGAGAACAGGACGAGACACCCUUCUACAUCCGAUCAGAGUUCGAGCGACACGUUUUCGGCGGGGAAAGAGACCUUGAGAUUCCAAGGGAUGACAAUGGCGUGCCAAUCGUCAACACCAGAGAACAGUUGAAGCCCAAAAAGUAGAUACACGUUGUAGUUUCGCAUAUUAGCUCGGAAGUGGAUGCAGUCAACAUUUUCGACCAUCUGUCUAGGUGACCAACUUACAGGUCAUUGUCUCAUAGAUAUUUCAGGGGUGAAGCCCUCGUUAAGGUGCUCUGUCUCAUCACGCCAAGUACUCCCGUCGCGAUAUCAC
This is a messenger RNA of Microdochium trichocladiopsis, 1021 nucleotides long. RefSeq lists its product as uncharacterized. Bases 31 to 522 code for a protein of 163 amino acids. The record is from RefSeq and is a predicted model, not a curated record. NCBI's taxonomy places the organism in Eukaryota, Fungi, Ascomycota, Sordariomycetes, Xylariales, Microdochiaceae. The transcript has 2 exons.